This is a messenger RNA of Apiotrichum porosum, 900 nucleotides long. RefSeq names its product ATP synthase complex assembly protein atp12 (gene ATP12). The record is from RefSeq and is a predicted model, not a curated record. Lineage: Eukaryota; Fungi; Basidiomycota; Tremellomycetes; Trichosporonales; Trichosporonaceae. The transcript has 5 exons. Bases 1 to 900 code for a protein of 299 amino acids. Gene Ontology annotation, biological process: mitochondrial proton-transporting ATP synthase complex assembly. Gene Ontology annotation, cellular component: mitochondrion.
AUGGCAUCCCUCAGCCGCUCGGUCGUGCGCUCCGCCCUCCAGUCGACCCGUGUCGCCACCCGCUGCGUCCCCUCGGGAUCGCGCGCUCCUAUCGGCAUUGCUCACCGUCAUGAGCUCCGUGCUUUUGGUUCGGCCACUGCUUCUCGCCAUGCCGAAGCUCGUCCUGGUCCUCCUCUCUCGCAGACCAACCGUGCUGAGGUCACUCUGCGUCGUUUCUGGAAGAAGGUCAACAUGAAGGAGGAGGAUGGAGGCUACCUCGUCCAGCUCGACCACCGCAACCUCAAGACUCCUGGAGGCACCAAGCUCAUUAUCCCCAAGGACCGCCGUCUCCUCGCUCUCCUGAUUGCCAAUGAGUGGGAGAACCAGGACGAGGUUCUCAAGCAGCACGCUCUUCCUACGACUUCGCUCGCGUCGCGCGCAAUUGACGGCAUGGGAGACGCGAAGAUCCGCGAAGGCGUCAUCGAGGCUCUCAUGGCAUACCUUGACACUGAUACCAUCUGUGAUGCACCAGAGGCUCUCGUCCGUCUGCAGGGCGAGCACUGGGACCCUCUCUUCUCGUGGAUGAAGGACCGCUACGGUGUGGACCUCAUUGCUGCCAAGGGCAUUGCCCCUGCUAUCCAGUCCCCCGAGACCUUCGCCAAGCUCCGCAUUGAGCUCGAGAAGAUGGACAUCUGGGAGCUCGCUGCCUUUGAACGUGCGGUUUACGCCACCAAGAGCUUCGUCAUUGCUCUUGCGCUUGUCAAGGGCCGCUUGACAGCGCAUGAUGCCGCUCUGGCCUCGCACGUCGAGGUUGCUUCACAGAUUGAGCUCUGGGGUGAGGUUGAGGACACCCACGACGUCGACUACCAGGACAUUCGCCGUGCCCUCGGCAGUGUCGCCUGCCUCCUUGUCAAGGCUUAG